AUGGUUCGCGGCGAGGCUCAGCAACUCAAGGUCCACUACAAGGGCCAAGCGGAUGACUUUCUAGUCUUCGUUGAGGAUCCCGAGUUGUUCAAGAAGUGGCAGAGUGAUAAGUCUGUUCCUUUGGCACACUUCGUCUCCGCCUUCAAGAUCUUCGUCACGCACAAGCAAGGCGCACAAGGUACAUAUGAUGCCGCCUCCAAGGCUUCGCUGGACAAUGAGUUCGGCACUCACGUCGACGAGGAGGUUAUUAAGGUGAUCUUGGAAAAGGGUGAAACUCAGGUUUCUGAGUUCCCCGAGCGUCAAGGACCCAAGAACGACUCCAAGGGUCCUCUUGUCGCCCAUUAA
Colletotrichum truncatum is the source of this 345-nucleotide messenger RNA. Its product is annotated as SDO1-like protein C21C3.19. NCBI's taxonomy places the organism in Eukaryota, Fungi, Ascomycota, Sordariomycetes, Glomerellales, Glomerellaceae. The record is from RefSeq and is a predicted model, not a curated record.